GACCGCGGCACGGUGUCGCACAAGACCAAGGGUGGCGAGCAGAAGUGGCGCUGCACCGACUGCAACGCGUUCAGAGGCAAGAGGGACAGAUGGUUCCGCGAUGAGCCCAUCCUGAAAGCAGAGUGGCAGCGGAUGCCCGUGGAGAAGCGCAACGAGUGGAUCAACGAACAUCGUGAUCACCCCGAGGGCCUCCUGUCGGCGCUGCAGACUAAGGUCUGCGAGACUCAGCGGACACACGAGAGUGAGGAACGGGCUGGGAGUGGCACGUAUUUUGACGAGGCCGACAUCAGGGAGAAGUACAAGCGCAAGCCGGAUGUUGCCCAGUCGAUCAUCGACAACGCGGACCGUUUCGUGUGCCAGGUGGCCAAGCGCACGAUGUUUGAAGACAUCGACUACACCAGGGUCCGCAGGCAGGGAGAAUCGAAGGAGAAGGUUCGCUCGAUGGAGCUGGCCACCGAGCAGUCGCUCAAGAAGCAGAAGAUCGGCAGGGAGCUCAAGGACGACGGCGGCCCUGCCGAUGGCGCCGACGUGGAUGGCCGCGGAGGGAGGAGGCCGAAGGCGACCAAGUCGCAGAAGCCUUUGACGGAGCAGCAGAAGGGGACGCUGCAGAAGUCCAAGGACGUUGUCACCAAGCUGCUGGCCACCCUCUCCGAGUGCAUCAAGAAAGCCGAUGAGGAGAAUGAGUUGGAGUACAUCCCGAAAUACGUCGCGACGGGGUGUGCGGCCGCAGUUACCGAGGCCAACGUUGUCGUCAGCGACAUCGAUGUUGUCUUGGCGGAGGGGCGGGAGCAGACGCCUGAGUUCAAGCUCGGCGUGCUGACCGCCAAGAUCUCGGUGGCCAAGACCAAGCUGAAGGAGAUGCACCGCAGGAUGUUGGUGCAGAGGGAGGAGGCAGCUCAAGCAAAGGCCGCCGACACCGUGUCGAUGCCCGUCGGAGGGGCGUAG
Messenger RNA from Prorocentrum cordatum, 945 nucleotides. The record is from the annotation of a GenBank genome assembly. NCBI's taxonomy places the organism in Eukaryota, Dinophyceae, Prorocentrales, Prorocentraceae.